ACUCGGUUACUGGUACAAUAUUUAUAUGCCAACGAAGCACUAAGAUACGAUAAAUCGCCAAGGUUAUUCCUCAGUAAUCUGUCAAAUAAAUCAGGUAAGAGGGGAUAGAAGGCUGACUUUAAAAUGAUUACGGAAUUCGCUUCUAGUCCAGCAGAGGGAAGCGUCAGUUAUGUACCGUCCAACUGUUCUUGUCAAGCAAGGAUGGCUCCGGGGUGCUGAGGUCAAGAGCGAGGUUGGAGGGGCCUUCAUUUCUUUCAAGGGCGUUCCUUUCGCCGAGCCACCAGUCGGUGAGUUGAGAUUCAAGGACCCGCAACCGAAGCAGGCAUGGACUGGCGUGCGCGAAGCGUUGGAGGAUGGCCCUCAGUGUCCACAAAUUGACAUGUUUUCUCAAAAAAUUGAGGGGGAUGAGGACUGUCUUUACCUCAAUGUAGCCACAACAUCCUUGAAAGGAUCACGACCGGUAAUGGUCUGGUUUCACGGAGGAGGUUUCAUCUGGGGUGACGCCGGGUCUAGGCUUUAUGGCCCAGACUAUUUGGUGAAGCACAAUGUCAUUGUCGUCAAAAUUCAUUACCGACUUGGCAUUUUUGGCUUUCUGCAGCUCGAAGAUGAGGCGGCAGCGGGAAAUAUGGGACUAAAGGAUCAGGCCGCUGGCCUGAAAUGGGUGAAGGAAAAUAUCACCCAAUUUGGUGGAGAUUCGAACAACGUGACGAUCUUUGGAGAAAGUGCUGGUGGCGUUUCCGUUCACUACCAUCUUCUAUCACCGUUUAGUAAAGGCCUCUUCCAUAAGGCAAUCGUACAAAGUGGCGUGGCAAUUAAUCCAUGGGCAUGUACCCCCAGUCCUGUCAAUCUUGUACGUCGCCUCGUCGCUCAUCUCGGAAAGGAGACCACCGACUCCAAGGAAAUCGUUGAAUUUCUUCGUACUAUCGCAGCUCACAAACUUGCCGGCGCUUUGCAGAAUCUUACAAGCAUCCCGGGUAAAACCGCGAUAACUCUUCCAUUUGGACCGAGUAUUGACAGCAAAAGUGCUGAGCCCUUCAUUCCACGUCAUCCUUGUGAACUGAUUUACGAAGCUCAAGAUGUGCCUGUCAUGUUCGGAUACAACAGCGUCGAAGGAAUUAUCCUCAUUCAGACGAUUGAAAGUGGGGGAGAGUCGAGGAUGGAGCAAGUAUUUGAGCAGUUAGUAUCCCGCAUGUUAUCUGAGUUUCCUACAUCAAAGAUGUCACAUGCCAAAGCAGAGAUCAAGGAGUAUUACUUUGGGGAGAAGGAUAUAUCCAAGGAUGUCAUCGAUAGUUAUAUUCAAUUUCUGGGUGACACUUGCUUCGUCCUGGGUAUCCAUGAAGCAGCGUUAAUCCAAGCCAAGGCAAAGUCUCCAUCGUAUUUUUAUCGUUUCUCUCAUGAUUCACCGCAGAAACUGAGCAAGCAUUUUUUGCAUUUAGAAAUCGAUAUUAAAGGUGCUGGGCACAUGGACGAGUUAGCGUACAUUUUUCGUCCCGAAGCGUUUCCUGACGUUCCUUUCAUCGAACCGGGUUCAGUUGAACAAAUCAUCUCCGAGAGAUUUCUCAGAUUGUGGACAGAUUUCGCAAAGACUGGAAAUCCGACGCCAAAAAUCGACGACUUGAUCAGAGAGAACUGGCAACCAAUGUCAACAACUACCAAAAAUUACUUAAAUAUCGACGCAGAGCUCACCCCUAGCGUUGAUCCUGAUCAAGAAAUGUGGAAAUUUUGGAAAAGUAUCCGCACAACUGGCACUACCAGAAAACUGCAGUGAUCAACGGAAUCGAAAUGAAGUCUGCUGACAAACAACGGUGAAUGCGAGAUUGCUAAUUCCUCAGGUUUUCACAUGCCAUCUGUAUUCCAUUACCCUGUGAUAUUUAUAAAUAAUUGUAAGAUAAAUAAUUAA
Messenger RNA from Diprion similis, 1900 nucleotides. RefSeq names its product juvenile hormone esterase-like. Bases 170 to 1768 code for a protein of 532 amino acids. Lineage: Eukaryota; Metazoa; Arthropoda; Insecta; Hymenoptera; Diprionidae. The transcript is spliced from 8 exons. The record is from RefSeq and is a predicted model, not a curated record.